This is a messenger RNA of Octopus bimaculoides (California two-spot octopus), 825 nucleotides long. RefSeq lists its product as uncharacterized. The record is from RefSeq and is a predicted model, not a curated record. NCBI's taxonomy places the organism in Eukaryota, Metazoa, Mollusca, Cephalopoda, Octopoda, Octopodidae. Gene Ontology annotation, biological process: cell surface receptor protein tyrosine kinase signaling pathway; protein phosphorylation; positive regulation of kinase activity. Gene Ontology annotation, molecular function: transmembrane receptor protein tyrosine kinase activity; ATP binding. Gene Ontology annotation, cellular component: signaling receptor complex; plasma membrane.
AUGCGUGUGUCGGAAAUCUUGGUCUUGUUGACAGCUAUCACAUCCAAAGCUAAUGACCUGAGUUCAUUGAGCCAGCGACCUUGCUUCUCGGGUGAUUCCAGAUCACAUGUGCUUUUAAACAUCUUACAAUCAGAGCCGAUGAAUGGCUGUCAGGAAUCAUGUAGUUUCUACAGAAGCAAACCACGGCAAGAUAAAAAGAAGAAACACUGGAAAAAAUUCAUAGAAAAACCCAGAAUACAGCUGCUUCCAAAAAGUAUUAAUAUUAGCUGGAUGGUUCCUCAUUCCAAGACAGGACACAGGAAUUCCACUCACUUUGUCUAUAUUCUUCUCUGCCGUCAUUUGAGUAGAGAAUGGUCCCUCGUUGACCAGACAUAUUUACCAUAUAUGGAAGUUAGUCUGACGAAUCUAACAGAAUCAUCACAGUUCUGGCUCCUGGCGGUCAACAGUUUUGGCGUGGUGGCAGAAGAAAGAUUUCCUGUUAAAUCUAUAAGGAGAUUCCGAGAGGUAUUUUCCGAAAAUGCCAUGAAAUCGAAAUCAGAAUCAUCGAAACGAAGAUCCCGAGGAAAGUUGUUUUACAUUCUUGAGAAAAUAACGGAAAUUAAUAAUAGCUUGUCUGUUGUUCUACAGAUGAGAGAAAAGUCUGGUUUAACAUCACAAGCAAAGAACAGGAAUAUAGAUUACUAUGUGAACUGGUUUCUAGAGAACUGUGGCAUUUACAAAGAUGUACGGAAGUGUGGUUUACCGAAGCAGCAUUACGGACCGGUGCAUAACUCCAGUGCAGGACGACAGAAAUUCAAAAAUGGUUCCCAAGCAUUGAAUCUUUAG